Messenger RNA from Sinocyclocheilus rhinocerous, 407 nucleotides. RefSeq names its product RING finger and CHY zinc finger domain-containing protein 1-like. The annotation marks the transcript as partial. The transcript is spliced from 5 exons. Gene Ontology annotation, biological process: protein ubiquitination; ubiquitin-dependent protein catabolic process. The record is from RefSeq and is a predicted model, not a curated record. Lineage: Eukaryota; Metazoa; Chordata; Actinopteri; Cypriniformes; Cyprinidae. Gene Ontology annotation, cellular component: nucleus. Gene Ontology annotation, molecular function: zinc ion binding; ubiquitin protein ligase activity.
UUAAAUAAAGGUUUCUAGCAUUUAAAUGAAACAUGGCCGCCACGCCAGACGGAUGUGUUCAUUACGUUCGAAGCUGUUUGUUAAAAGCGCCCUGCUGUGGGAAGUUUUAUGUUUGCAGACUCUGUCAUGAUGGGGAAGAGAACCAUCAAAUGGACCGCUUUAAGGUCCGAGAGGUCAAAUGUGGAGCAUGCAAUACUAUUCAAGAGGCUCAACAGACAUGUAAAGAAUGUGCCGUGAAGUUUGGGGAGUAUUACUGUGACAUUUGCCAUCUGUUUGAUAAAGACAAGAAGCAGUACCACUGCCAGCCCUGCGGGAUAUGCAGAAUUGGCCCAAAAGAGAAAUACUUCCAUUGUACGAAGUGCAAUUUAUGUUUAGUCACUGAUCUUAAAGAUAAUCACAAGUGUGUU